AUGUUCAAAGUCUUCGUAUUAUUCGGAGUUCUGGUGUGUUUGGCGGAUGGAUGUCGAGUGAGAUGUCGAACAAGACCACCAACAACUGUGACAACCACUCAAACCACCACAACAGUCACAACAUCCACAACGCCGCCAACAACCACUGAACCAAACUGUCCUUCUGGCUGGACAACCUACACAAGAUCAACUGGAAAAUGGUGUGUGAAAGUUGUGUUGGCCACUGUGAAUCAUCAACAAGCUGUUGAUUUAUGCACUUCUUAUGGUGGAGUCAUAACUGGAUUGCAGACUACAGCUGAAAGAACUGGAAUUUCUUCACUUCUUCGUACAGCUACAUCCACAUCAUCAUCAAUAAUCUUCAUUGGAGCGGAAAGAACAUCAGAUUGCGCCACGACUAAUCUCACAUCAACUUGCACUAAACUAAACUCGUUCGAAUGGACAGAUGGUGUUACAACUGGAACAACCGGAUUUGUUUGGGAUCCUCUUCAACCUGAUAACAACGAGGGAAAUGAGAUAUACGCUGUAAUGACACAACAAAACUCGUCCCUCAGCGAUGUCUGCGCAUCAACUAUAGUCAACGGUGUUGCUUGUGGUGCGAAACCUGCUAAUAUCGUUACACCUCCUGCCACUACUGCUGGACCAACAAGCGGACCAUACACUGAAUGCCCAACUGGAUGGACAAGUUAUAAUCGUUCAACUGGAGUAUGGUGUAUCAAAGUAUUUGUGCAAUCGGUAACAUACACAACAGCAGCCGAAAAAUGUGCCUUGCAUGGUGCUAAACUCUCUGGAUUCGAAACAAUUCUUGAACGCGUUGAUGCCGCAGAUUCACUUUGGAAUCAAACAAACAGUCUCACAGCAUCAGCCAUCGUCGGAGCAAUUCGUACCACGGCUUGUAUUUCUUCUAAUCUCACUGCAACCUGUACCGAGACAAAUUCAUUCUCGUGGACUGAUGGUGUGACAACUGGAACUGACGGAUUUUUGAGCGCGUGGGCUGAUGGACAACCGGACAAUAUGAACAACAAUCAGAAAUAUGUUUUGAUCGAGGGAGCAACACGUAAAAUGAAAGAUUUCGGAGUGGCAACUCUCAUGGGAGCAGUAUGUGGAGCGGUUCCAGCUAAUAUCAUCCGAGUAUAA
Messenger RNA from Caenorhabditis angaria, 1134 nucleotides. Lineage: Eukaryota; Metazoa; Nematoda; Chromadorea; Rhabditida; Rhabditidae. The record is from the annotation of a GenBank genome assembly.